Molecule: messenger RNA, 1486 nt
Organism: Sinocyclocheilus grahami
Lineage: Eukaryota; Metazoa; Chordata; Actinopteri; Cypriniformes; Cyprinidae
Gene: slc25a14
Product: solute carrier family 25 member 14
Exons: 9
Coding region: 199-1059 (286 amino acids)
Biological process (GO): transmembrane transport
Source: RefSeq, a predicted model, not a curated record
GUCGCGGUGAAUUGCGUUCCUGCUAGAGACACAUGAUGGGGAACUGAAUGCCGUAUGUGCGCUCCUGGAGUUUGACUGCGAAAACUACUGUAAUCCUACAUGUUGUCGAGACGAUGGAGUCCAAAAUAAAAUAACAGAGGUGACUGAAGCACCAAGCCCUCAGUAGGACUCCAUCAAGCCGAAGGGGCCGCAACAGAAAUGGCAAACCUGAACUGGAAGCCUUUUGUCUAUGGGGGAAUGGCCUCAAUUGUCGCAGAAUUCGGUACGUUUCCCAUUGAUCUCACAAAAACACGGCUCCAGGUUCAAGGGCAGACGCACUGUAUGGAGGUCCGAUAUCGGGGCAUGUUCCACGCUUUGAUCAGGAUUGGUCGUGAAGAAGGCAUCCGGGCAUUGUACUCUGGAAUUUCACCUGCACUCCUCCGACAAGCUUCCUAUGGGACAAUCAAGAUCGGUACAUACAACACACUGAAGAAACUGUUUGUUAGUCAUCCAGAAGAUGAGACUAUGGUGAUUAAUGUGUUUUGUGGUGUGGUGUCUGGAGUUUUGUCGUCCUCUUUGGCAAAUCCAACUGAUGUGCUUAAGAUUCGCAUGCAGGCUCAAGGCAGCCUGUUACAGGGAAGCAUGAUGUCUAAUUUCAUCAACAUUUACCAGACAGAAGGCACGCGAGGCCUGUGGAGGGGUGUAAUUCCUACUGCACAGAGGGCAGCCAUCGUGGUGGGUGUAGAGCUGCCCGUUUAUGACAUCACCAAGAAGCAUUUGAUUCGUUCAGGCCUCAUGGGAGACACAGUGUUCACUCAUUUCAUUUCCAGUUUCACGUGUGGUCUGGCAGGUGCUUUGGCCUCCAACCCAGUGGAUGUGGUGAGGACACGUAUGAUGAAUCAGCGUGUGCUCGCAGGCAACCCUCUGUACAAGGGCACCCUGGACGGACUCAUGCAGACCUGGAAAAACGAAGGAUUUUUUGCUCUCUAUAAAGGCUUCUGGCCCAACUGGCUGCGUCUGGGGCCCUGGAACAUAAUUUUCUUCAUCACCUUUGAGCAGCUGAAGAAGCUUCCAUUGUAGAGUUUGUGACUUGACUGAACUGUGUAUGUGCUUGUGUGUUUGUGUGUGUGUGUGUGUGUGUGUGUGUGUGUCUAGGGCUUCUGUCCUUCAGCAUUUUCCCUCCCUUCUCCAUCACACACCUAGAAGUAUUUUUAAGAACAUUUAUUUUGUUCUUAUUUGCAUUGUACAUACUUGACCUAUUUAAACACACUUGUUUUUGCACCUAAAUGUUUUAUUUUUCACUUCUGGCAGCUAUCUCGUCCGACAGCGCCAUGUUCACAGGCCCAGUGGUGUUUUCAUAAUAUAUGCUUGAGAAGCCGCACUGGUGAAUAUUUGAGGUAAAGGGUAAAUAGUUUCUCCACACUGGCUUGAGAGUUUGGCAUUAUAGCAUAGAGCUUAAAGUUACUAAAAACACAUCCGCCAUAUGGGGGAUGUAAAGCAAUAGUUU